Molecule: messenger RNA, 669 nt
Organism: Knipowitschia caucasica
Lineage: Eukaryota; Metazoa; Chordata; Actinopteri; Gobiiformes; Gobiidae
Source: the annotation of a GenBank genome assembly
AUGCCUCAGGGCCUCCUCUCAGUCUCCGCUGCCCUCCUCCUGCUGCUGUUCGCCUCUGGACUCAGUCUGACCCACGGCUGUAACAAAGCUCUGUGCGCCAGCGAUGUCAGCAAGUGCCUAAUUCAGGAGCUGUGUCAGUGUCGUCCGACCGAUGGAAACUGCUCGUGUUGUAAAGAAUGCAUGUUGUGUUUGGGACAUCUGUGGGAGGAAUGCUGCGACUGUGUGGGCAUGUGUAACCCCAAAAACUACAGUGACUCUCCGGCCACCUCCAAGAGCACCGUGGAGGAGCUGCACCGGCCCAUCCCCUCGCUGUUCCGCGCUCUGACAGAGGGAGACACGCCCAUAAACAUGAUGGUCUGGUCCUUUCCUGUGGCCGAGGAGCUGUCGCACCAUGAGAACCUGGUGUCCUUCCUGGAGACUCUUGAGAACCAGCACCAAAACGUGUCACUGCCCGGAAACAGUAUACAUGCCAACUAUGACGGGCAAGAGAGCAUGUGCACGGUGGUGUACUUUGAUGACUGCGUCUCCAUCCAUCAGUGUAAGCAGUACUGCGAGUCUAUGGGAGGAUCUAAGUAUCGCUGGUUCCACAACGCCUGCUGCCAGUGCAUUGGCCCUGAAUGCGUGGACUAUGGGUCUAAAGCCGUCAAAUGUAUGAAUUGUCUUUUCUGA